Messenger RNA from Topomyia yanbarensis, 681 nucleotides. RefSeq lists its product as uncharacterized. The record is from RefSeq and is a predicted model, not a curated record. The coding region runs from base 1 to 681 and encodes 226 amino acids. Lineage: Eukaryota; Metazoa; Arthropoda; Insecta; Diptera; Culicidae. The transcript has a single exon.
AUGGAGGAAUACAUACGGCUCAACCACUGUAAGGAAACGCCUGAGUCAGAGGUGAGUAGCAGCCCAAACUUCUAUUUACCUCACCACGCCAUUCUGAAACCUACUUCUUCUUCUACCAAACUACGUACGGUUUUCGAUGCAUCGGCGAAAUCGUCGUCUGGCGUGUCGCUAAACGAUUUGCUUAUGAUCGGACCGGCUGUGCAAGAUUCGUUGCUGAACAUCGUGAUGCGGUUCCGGAUCCACCGAUACGUCUUCUCAAGCGACAUAUCCAAAAUGUAUCGCCAAAUCAGUAUUCAUGACGACGACAAGAAAUUCCAUAGGAUCAUUUGGCGAAAGCAUCCUACGGAUUCACUUCAAACAUAUGAUCUGACAACUGUGACAUAUGGUACAGCGUCAGCACCGUUUGCAGCCACACGCACUCUGAAUCAAUUAGCUGCUGACGAGGGAUCUAAAUUUCCACUGGCUGCUGCGAUUGUGGUCAAAGAUUUUUACGUGGAUGAUGUUUUGUCCGGAGGCGAUUCAGUGAACGAAAUUCAAACUGCUGCUGAGCAAUUGACACAGCUAUUAGACAGCGGCGGCUUCCAGCUACACAAGUGGUGCUCUAAUUCAGCUGUUUUUGGAAUCAAUUCCCGACGAGCUACGAGAGAAGCAAUCAACUUUGGAAAUAAGUGGAGCAAAUGA